Fusarium poae is the source of this 3075-nucleotide messenger RNA. RefSeq lists its product as uncharacterized. NCBI's taxonomy places the organism in Eukaryota, Fungi, Ascomycota, Sordariomycetes, Hypocreales, Nectriaceae. Bases 1 to 3075 code for a protein of 1024 amino acids. The record is from RefSeq and is a predicted model, not a curated record. The transcript has 5 exons.
AUGACGUUUCUAUACACCAGCUCUAUCAAAUCCUCAUUCUGGCUCACUCUUCUCGUCACUGCCACUAGUGUUUCUGCUCAUGGCCAUGUUGACGAGAUCAUCGUCAAUGGUGUAUCCUACCAAGGCUAUGGAAGCACCGACUUUCCAUACAUGCAAGACCCUCCUGUUGUUGCUGGCUGGACCAUUGAGCAAGCAGACAACGGCUUCGUUUCACCUGACAAGUACAAUGACCCAGACAUCAUCUGUCACCGAGAUGCAACUCCAGCCAAGGGACAUAUCGAACUUGCUGCUGGUGACACUCUCACUCUCCGAUGGUCAGGCUGGCCUGACAACCAUAAUGGCCCUGUCUUGAACUACCUCGCCAACUGCAAAGGCCCUUGUGAGCGAGUCGACAAGACCGAGCUUGAAUUCUUCAAGAUUGAUGGUUUGGGCCUUCUCGAACAGGGCACGCCUGGCACGUACGCAGACAGUGUACUCAAGGACAAUGGAGACCGGUGGAAUGUCCGCAUUCCAGAGAAUAUUGCUCCUGGAAACUAUGUUCUUCGCCAUGAGAUCAUUGCUCUGCACAAUGCUCUGGACAAAGGUGGCGCACAGAACUACCCACAAUGCUUCAACUUGAAGAUCACUGGCGAUGGAUCUGACUCCCCUUCCGGCUAUCUCGGUACUGAGCUUUACGAUGCCGAGGAUCCUGGUAUUCUUGUCAAUGUCUACUCUAGCUCUGUUGACUAUGAAGUUCCUGGUGUUGAGGAUUCUGCCAUGGAAGUCGAUAAACCGCCUGCACCCGCGCCGCGAAAACUCAAAGCCUCCGAUCUUCCUCUACCUUCGGCGACAAGAGCGGCGAUAGAAUCCCUCGCGCAUAGCUUCAAGAAGGAGGGCGCCUACGAUUCUAUUCGAAAACAAGUCUGGGACAAAUUUGAAGCUAGCGAUUACGAAGCUCAAGUCACAAAAUCAAUUCUUGAAGUCGCCGAGCAGGAAAUCGAACGCAAUCCGCAGCAACUCCUCACGCUCGAUCGUCGAAAGGCUGCAGCCCUCAUCGAUGGCGCUUUAGAAAGAUCUGGAGUCUACCAGAAGGCAGAAGAUGUCAUCAGCCAAUUGAUUGAUGUUGAUGCUAUAGAAGAGCGCAUCCGCGAAACACGCCGGGCAGAUGUUGGCGAAGAAGCAGCAGAGGCGGAAAAAGCUCGAGGCGCGAAAACAGACGAGGAGUAUGCUGCUGAAACCGAGGCCCGAAGGACAGAGCGUGAGCGCGUACGGGAAGAACUACGACAGAAAGAAGCAGCAAUUGAAGAAGAGAAGAGACGAAUUUUGAAGGAGGAACGAAAAAAGGAGGAGCGAGAACGUGAGAAAGCCGAGCUCAAACGUCAGGAAGAAAGAGAUGAGCGUCGCAGAAAGCGCGAACAGGAACGUGAAGAACGUGAGAGACUGCGAGAUAUCGAAAGGGAGAAGCGGCACAAAGAGCGUGACAGGGACCGCGACAGGGACCGAAGCCGGAACACACGAGACCGGGAUAGAGGCCACGACCGAGACCGAGACCGAGAUCGUCAUCGUGAUGAUGACCGACACAGGGAUGAUCGGCAGAAGGAGAAGUUGGCUGUUUCUGCAGAGUUGAAAGAGAAGCUCUCCAAAGAGGAACAUGAGCGCCUGGAACAAGAGGCUCUGGCCGACUUACUUCGCGAAAGUUCCAAGCCAUCUCAAAAGCAAGAGAUGGAGGUUGAUGCGGCUUUGGCACCGCCUCCACGGAAGACAGGGCCUGUUUCAGCCAUCAACCCCAUUCGGCGAGAACGCUCAUCCAUCACCGAGGGCCGCAAAACCAGCGAUGCAGGGCUCAAGGUCGAACGUGGCGGUUCCGAAACCCCCUCCCGUGCAAAGAAGCCUGCAGUGGACGAAGCUAAACCAGGGCGAAGUGCUUCCCAAGUUGUGGACCAUGACGGAGAUCGCGACAGAGAACGUGAUCGUCUACGUGAGCGCGAUAACCGUCGUGAGCGUCGCUCAAAUUCUCCACGCAGAGGCCAGAGUGGUUCGCGCGUUCGAGACAGACAGAUGAUCGCACUGCUAGAAGCCGCUCUCGUCCUAAGUAUGAUCACUAUGAGCGAAGCAGAUCUCGGAGACGCGAACGCAGUCGAUCUCGACCUAGGACGAGAUCGAAGCCGAGAAAGGAGAGAUCGCUCGCGUUCGCGGCUGCGCACUGAUAGGCGGGAUAGAACCCGCUCCCGCACUCGACGUGACCCAAGUCGUUCCCGCGACGUUCGACUUGGUGGAGCUGAUCACUAUGACCCCCGAGAAAGAGAUCGGGAUAGAGAUCGUCCUCGAGAACGCGAGAGAAACGAGAGAUCUCCCCCACGACGACGAAGUCGGGAGAGGGCUCGUGAUGACCGUGAUCAGGAGAAGUUACGCGAGAGAGAACGCGACAAGGCUCCCGAGAAGGAACGUGAAAAGGAAAAGGAAAAGGAGAAACCAUCCGACCGACGAAGCCCUUCACGAUCACUAGCUCCCGCCUCUGCCACGCGACCCAGUUCUAGCAAGGCACAGGAUGAACUUGAAGAGUGGAAGCAGGAAGAGGUCAAGAAGCGAGAAAAGGAGGCCAAGGCAUAUCUGGCGGCUCAAAAGGACGCUAGAAACAAGGGCCUACCGAUCCCAGGACUCGACGACAAAAAGAGUAGCGGCGACAUAUCUCCAGACUUGCGACGCCGCCGAGUCACCGACGACAUUGAUAGAUAUAUGCCUGGAGGUCGUGAAGAGCGCAGGACGAGCCGCACUAGGAGUCGUAGCCGCCAGCGUGACGCGACCAAGGAUCGAGACCGUGAAAGGGACAGGGGAGAUAGAGAUAGGGACCGUGAUAAGCUGAGAGGUGGGGAUAGCUACCGCGAGCGAGAUCGGGACAGAGAUCGAGACCGCAGAGACAGAGACAGGGAUCGAGAUCGAUCUCGUGAACGUGAGCGGGAUAGAGAUCGUCGUGAUCGCGACAGAGGCCGUGAUAGGGAUCGGGAGAGAGAAAGGUCCAGAGAUAGGAGAAACAGACGAGAUCGGAGUUUGUCUCCCAGGCGAGAGCGACGGGACACUAGCAGGAGUCGUCGCUAA